Molecule: messenger RNA, 1493 nt
Organism: Stomoxys calcitrans (stable fly)
Lineage: Eukaryota; Metazoa; Arthropoda; Insecta; Diptera; Muscidae
Gene: Flad1
Product: FAD synthase
Exons: 3
Coding region: 349-1128 (259 amino acids)
Biological process (GO): FAD biosynthetic process
Molecular function (GO): FMN adenylyltransferase activity
Source: RefSeq, a predicted model, not a curated record
AAACAAAAAAGUCAAAGAUAUAAAAAAAACUGACCGAGAGUUGCCCUUCUGGAAGUUCUAAAGAUAACGAAAAGAUAAAUAUAUAACGCAAACUCCCUAUUAUAACCAUAGGCCAAAAGAAAACAUUCAUGCAGAUAAGAUUGAUGAAGCAAAACACCCACAGAAUUAAGGAAUACUAAAAGACAAUACCAAGACAUCAGUUGAAAUCAAGAUAAAAAAGUUAAAAAAGGCCUAUAAAAAAAUUUAAAUUUUUAAACCCCUUUACCCAGCUUCAAACUGGAUACUAAAGGAGAAACAGAAGAGGAUACAUUACACGAAAAAUAUUUAGCCUAUAGUGUCUUACACAAUAUGGAAGUUAAGGUGAAUACAGCAAAUAUCAGCAAUACAAAUAAAUUAAAAGAUAAAAAGUACAGUGACUACAAUGAGGUAACACAGAAAGUGCAUGAUCAGGUCAAUACUUUAAUUGAGUCGCUACAUGAAAUUUUCCAAUUGUACAAACCCAAUGAGGUUAUGCUUUCCUUUAAUGGUGGCAAAGAUUGCACAGUGGUCUUGCAUCUGCUGCAUACCUUCUAUCAAAGCAAUCCUUGCCUGCAACACAUAAAAAUUCCCACUUUGUAUAUAACAGAUCCCGAUGCCUUCGAAGAAGUUGAAGACUUUGUGGUGGAUUGUGAAAAACUCUUCAACAUAGAUGUGAUAAGGAAACCAGGGCCAAUAAAAGAGGCCUUAGAGGAAAUAUGUCAAGAAAGGCCACACAUUAAAGCAGUAUUUAUGGGUUGUCGAAGAACCGAUCCAUAUUGUCAGAAUUUAAAAGUGAUGCAGCCCACUGAUGCCGGUUGGCCACCUUUAAUGCGUAUAAAUCCCAUUCUUGAUUGGACAUGUCGCGACGUCUGGCAGUAUAUAUAUCUGUAUAAUGUGCCCUACUGCAACUUGUAUCAGAAAGGCUAUACUUCAAUAGGCAAUAAGACCAACACACUACCCAAUCCUUAUCUACGUGUAUUGGAUGAGAAAACCGGAGCAAUUUUAAGUUAUAGACCAGGCCAUGAACUUAUUGACAAUGAUGAUUUGGAGCGCGCUGGUCGCAUGACAGCUAAAAAGGAGCAUAUAACAACAAAUUUGGUUUCCAAAUAGUAUUUUUUGGUUUAUAACCCAUUUGAGAAAAUAAAUUUUAAUUUAUCAAAAUUUUCUAUAAGUAUGUACAAAACUAUUCGGGUGCUGUUAUUAGGAAUAAUUUCUAGUUAGAAAUAUUAGUAUAAAUUGCAAAUGUAAAUUAUUAUUAUUUUACUUAAGUUUUAUAAAACAAACAAACAAAACGAAAGCAAGGCAAAAGCCUACACAAUGUACCUACAAAUGACAGACAAUAUAUUUUAAGUUUUUUUUUGUUAUAAAGAGCAAAGAAAUUAGGAAACAAAUUCUUAAUUUCAAAAAACUGCCUGCAAAUAAAAGUUUCUGUUUGUACCCUACACCACUACUGUGGUACAGGGUAUUAUAACUUA